This is a messenger RNA of Racocetra persica, 189 nucleotides long. NCBI's taxonomy places the organism in Eukaryota, Fungi, Glomeromycota, Glomeromycetes, Diversisporales, Gigasporaceae. The record is from the annotation of a GenBank genome assembly.
UCUCUAAUUACUGUACAAAAUCUAACUUUAUCUGUUAAUACUAUAACACAACCAAUACUUGUACAAGACUUAACCAUAUUUAUCAAUACCAUAACACAACCAAUAUUCCUUAAUUCUAUAACACAAAUACAAACCCCAAUAGUACCUACUAAAACUAUAACAAGUUUUCAAACAUGUCUUGAAGAAUAA